AGUAUAAAUAUACGUGUAUACGUGUAUCUAGCACCAGGAAGCAUCGAAGCAAGAAAGUAAGCAUGUCAGGGCCAGAAUGUUGCUCAAAUCCACCAACUCUGAAUCCAAGUGCAGGAUCUGGUCACGUUGAAAAGAUCGGUGCUCUCAAUGCUUACAUCGCCGGUUCUCCAAAUUCCAACCCCGCCGUUCUUUUUGCCUCCGAUAUUUUUGGAUAUGAAGCGCCUAAAUUUAGGAAGCUUGCAGACAAAGUUGCAGCUGCUGGUUAUUACGUGGUUGUUCCGGACUUCCUUAAUGGUGAACCUUACAAUCCUGAGAAUCCUAAUAGGCCCAUGCCUGUUUGGAUUAAAGAUCAUGGAACGGACAAAGGUUUUGAAGAUGCAAAACUCAUAAUUGAAGCCAUAAAAAGUAAAGGUGUUGCAUCUGUCGGGGCUGCUGGAUUUUGUUGGGGUGCUAAGGUUGUUACCGAGCUUGCGAAAUCCAAACUUAUUGAAGCUGUUGUGCUAUUGCAUCCAUCAUUUGUCUCUUUGGAUGACAUAAAGGGUGUUGACAUUCCAAUUUCUAUACUUGGAGCUGAGAUUGACCUACGUUCUCCUCCAGAGCUUGUGAAACAGUUUGAAGAAACCCUUACUGCUAAUUCUGUGACAAGUUUUGUGAAAAUAUUUCCUAAAGUUUCACAUGGUUGGACUGUGAGAUACAAACCAGAGGAUGCAGAAGAAGUGAAGGCUGCAGAGGAGGCACAUCAGGACUUGCUGAACUGGUUUGCUAAAUAUCUCAAGUGAGCAAUCUUUGUCAAUUGAUAUCGUCUCGAUCUACGUGUGCAGUGCAGUAUGCAACAUGCUGCACAUUCCAUAAAGCCUCAGUUUACCUAAAAAUAAAGGCUGUAUUGUUUCGUGUUAGACAUGGAUUAUAGAUAAGUUCAGCAGUGCGUUUACGUAAAAAUAAAUAAAAAUUUAAUGUUCUUUCGUGUGGACAGUUGAAAUUUUUGAUAUUAAGAAAUCAUAUUUUAAGACUUA
This is a messenger RNA of Vicia villosa (hairy vetch), 1013 nucleotides long. Its product is annotated as endo-1,3;1,4-beta-D-glucanase-like. The coding region runs from base 63 to 779 and encodes 238 amino acids. The transcript has 7 exons. Gene Ontology annotation, molecular function: hydrolase activity. Lineage: Eukaryota; Viridiplantae; Streptophyta; Magnoliopsida; Fabales; Fabaceae. The record is from RefSeq and is a predicted model, not a curated record.